Pomacea canaliculata is the source of this 1013-nucleotide messenger RNA. Its product is annotated as fibrinogen gamma chain-like. Bases 18 to 503 code for a protein of 161 amino acids. Lineage: Eukaryota; Metazoa; Mollusca; Gastropoda; Architaenioglossa; Ampullariidae. The record is from RefSeq and is a predicted model, not a curated record. The transcript is spliced from 6 exons.
UAACAACAUUGACGACAAUGAUUUUACCCUUCAUAGUUCUUUCUGUGGCCUCCUGUCUUCAAGCCCAGACGAGAGGAAGUGUCCCCAAAGCACAAGUCAUGCUACAGUUACUUGCCAUGGUUUACUCGCUGUUCGGCUUCAACAGUCUCAAGAGAUGCCCUGUGACCUCAGAGUAUGACCCUGAUUUUACUGAUUCAUGUGAAGACUGGAAGACAGAAGGAGGCAAGUCAGGUGUCUACUUUAUUCAACCGGUAAAGUACAGAGAGAACCUGAGAGUCUGGUGUGACAUGGACUCUGGCAGUGGUGGCUGGCUGGUGUUCCAGAGACGCACUAACGGCUCCGUGGACUUCUACAGGAACUGGACACAAUAUGAACAGGGCUUUGGUGACAUCACCGGGGAGUUCUGGCUGGGUUUAUCAAAGACUUCACACCCUGACCAAAGGGAGACCCACCCGACUGCGUAUAGACCUUCGCGAGAAGAAUGGACAUCGUCACUACGCUGAGUACUCGACAUUCAGGGUGGACGGUCCUGAGACAAACUACACACUGACCGUGUCCGGCUACUCGGGUACCGCAGGUAACAGCUUGCUGUACCACAAUCACAUGGCAUUUUCAACCUAUGACGGGGAGCACGACCUGGAGCCAGACAAUAACUGCGCGGUACAGUGGCACGGCGCCUGGUGGUACAACGGCUGCCACAACAGCAACCUCAACGGUCGCUACAAGGACCAGCGGGGUCCAGCUACCUGACGGCAUCUGCUGGCUCGGCGCCCACAACGACUUCAGAAGCUUCACCUACACCGAGAUGAAAAUCAAACCAGCCUAGAACCCCGCUCGCCAGGCCUUAGUGCAGCUACUGUCUCAUGUCCUCAGGUCUUACACUCAAGAUAAUGCUGGUAAUAAAUAGCAAAACAUCGACUCUGUCAUCUUGAAACAAAACAUGGAUAGUUAAAUAAACUACUUUCGAAAUUUGCGGUUCAGUGGAAGCAUGGUAAAUAAAGUUAAGCUCAGAA